CGCAGCCCCGGCCAUGCCGCCCCCCGCCGCGCUGCUGCUCCUGGCGCUGCUGCUGCCGCCGCCCCCCGCCCGCGGCGAACCCGAGCCCCGCGAGCUGCGCCUCGAGACCCUCGUGCCCCCCCCCGAGGGCUGCUCGGAGCUGUCGGCGCCGGGGGACACGGUGCACAUCCACUACACGGGCACCCUGGAGGAUGGCCGCAUCAUCGACACCUCGCUGAGCCGGGACCCACUCCAGGUGGAGCUGGGCAAGCGCCAAGUCAUCCCCGGCCUGGAGCAAAGCCUGCUGGACAUGUGUGUGGGGGAGAAGCGCAGAGCCAUUAUCCCCCCUCACCUGGCCUACGGCAAGCGGGGCUCCCCUCCCAGCAUCCCAGGUGAUGCGGUGCUGCGGUUCGAGGUGGAGCUGGUGGCUUUAUCCCGGGCCAGUUACUGGCAGAAGGUGGUGAACGAGGUGGUGCCGCUGCUGUGCCUGGCGCUGGUGCCGGCGCUGCUGGGGCUCAUCGGGUACCACCUCUACCGCAAGGCCAGCAGCCCCAAGCUCUCCAAGAAGAAGCUGAAGGAGGAGAAGAGGAACAAAGCCAAAAAGAAAUAAAGCCUUCCCGUUGGCAUCCGUGGCUGCUCUGU
Molecule: messenger RNA, 621 nt
Organism: Cuculus canorus (common cuckoo)
Lineage: Eukaryota; Metazoa; Chordata; Aves; Cuculiformes; Cuculidae
Gene: FKBP11
Product: FKBP prolyl isomerase 11
Exons: 6
Coding region: 14-589 (191 amino acids)
Biological process (GO): protein peptidyl-prolyl isomerization
Molecular function (GO): peptidyl-prolyl cis-trans isomerase activity
Source: RefSeq, a predicted model, not a curated record